AUGACAGUCCAUACACUCUUGUUGGUGGAUGUGCAACGUGACUUUCACCCCGGUGGGAGUUUGGCCAUUCCUACUGCAAACGAAGACGCCGAUCGCAUUGCGUCGUUGAUUCGUACCCAUUCCACCAACAUUCAUCGGAUCGUGGCGACGCUGGAUUCGCAUCACAAAUUGCACAUUGCCCAUCCUCAGUUUUGGACCAACGAUGCCGACGAGUGUCCUUCUCCUUUUACCAUUAUUCCCGCGGCAGAUAUUGAGAGCGGCAAGUGGAAACCCCGUCCCACGGUGAAAUUGCCCAUGGACCAAUUGUUUGACAAGACCAUUUUUGACAAACCAGAAUCGGUCCUGACGGAAGAUGGCACUCAAAUUGACGUCACCAAGUACUGUUUGGAAUACGCGCGUCGAUUGGAAGCCGGAGGUCGGUUCCAAAUUUGCAUAUGGCCCGAACACUGUCUCAUUGGCACGGAAGGACACGCCAUGGUCCCGUCGGUCCGUCAAGCACUCGAUGAGUGGAGUGUCCAAACGGGCGGCAGCGUGGAAUUUGUCAUGAAGGGACAAAAUCUACUCACCGAAAUGUACUCGGCAUUGGCAGCCGAUGUCCCCGUGUCGCCCGAGACGGCCUUUAACGAAACGCUUCAGGCAUCUCUACUACAAAAAUCCGACAAAUUGCUCGUCUGUGGACAAGCCAUGAGUCACUGCGUCAAUUACACGGUCCGGGAUAUUGUCCAACACGGAGUCAAAGAAGAUGCCGCCAAAAUUGUUCUAUUGACGGAUUGUGCUUCGGCCGUGCCGGGAUUUGAAGCGGCGGCGGAAUCAUUUCAAACGGACAUGAAAAAUGCAGGAGUGGUCUUGCUGGAAUCCACCAAAGUUGCGGAUGUCUUGUCGGCCUAG
This is a messenger RNA of Seminavis robusta, 888 nucleotides long. Lineage: Eukaryota; Bacillariophyta; Bacillariophyceae; Naviculales; Naviculaceae. The record is from the annotation of a GenBank genome assembly.